AUGUACAAUGACAAGGAUCAGAACAAGCGUCAAGAGGAACAAAAUGGAGAAAGCAGUAGUGCUUCAUCAUCAUUACAGAAUCAUCAGCACAAUACGGCACCUUCCAAUCUAACCAGCCUGUUCGAUCCUCCUUCCCCUUCUGCUACUAGGAAAGGGAAAAAGGAUGAAGAUAACAAUGGGACUGCUGCUGGGUCAUCACUGCAAAGUAUGUUUGCACCGCCGCCGGGAACAACAACAACGGAUGUCAUUUUCACUUCGGAAGCACUACGAACAUCACCGCCCUCAUCCUCUACGAAAAGCAUCUACUCGGAGCGUACGGAUGCCUAUGCCAAAACACCACCCGUAUCUCAUUUGAAACCAACCUUAUUUCAGGAACCACCCAUCGGUCAUCAUCAUCAUCAUCAUCAGAAUGACAAGACACCAGUAUCAUCCGGAUCUCAGUUGAAUUCAGUGAUUCUACCACCAUUGGUAUUGCCGGAUACGACACCAUCAUCCCCGACAUCACAGCUGAGUUCACUAUUUGAGACACCUGUGAAAACGAACAAACCUGUCAAGGUAGAACCCAUCGCAUCAUCAACAACAAUAUCUCCGUUGAAUUCCUUGUUUCAGCCACCAUUGCCAUCCGCAAAGCAGAAGGGGGGACCAAGAAGAAUAUUGAACAACGAGACUACAGCUCUAUUGUCGGGACGAGACCAUGAUUCCAAUGGGUAUUAUAAAAGCAACUCGCGGAUAGACGAAGGGGAAGAGGAAGAUGAAAUCACCCAGUCGUCUGCCAGGGAUGAUGAUCCAGCACUACUACUUGCCACUACAUCAAAGCGAAAACGAAGAAUACCCGAUUGCGGACUUGGUCAUCCUCCCACCUAUGCCGGUGCAGUCAUGUUCCUCUUGUAUCACGUGGUAUUCUGUUUGGCCCAAGGAUCUGCCAUCAUUCGACCACACUCGAGUCGUCCAGUCUUGGGGAUCAUGGCCAAAAUGUCCACCUUGGGCAUUCUCGUGUCGGGACCCUUUUACAUUCUACGUCUAGGUCUGGACAUCCCGGCCUUGUACCCAUCCGUGGAUUUGUUUCUAGCGCCAUUCAUGGCCAAGGCGGCGGCCUCCAUUGACGAGUCCUUGGCGGGACGAUAUCCAGAUGGUGAGGACUAUCCAGAAGAGGCAUUCUUUGGAUCCUUUUGUGUCCUGGUGGGAAUCGGAAUGUUCUUGUCGGGUCUAUUUUUGCACUUGGGGGCUACGGUUAAAUUGGCCAAUCUCGGGGCAUUCCUACCAUACAGUGUCCUUUGUGGCUUCUUUUCGGCAGUCGGUGUACUACUGUGGGCAUUGGCCUUUACCGUCGAUACGUCGGGCAAGAACUGGAAGCAAGUCUUCUUUUCAGGAGAUUCGCAGUUGAUUUUGGAAUCCUUGAUACAUCAUGCGCCAAGUCUAUUCAUGGGCAUUGUGAUGAAUAUACUUGGACCCAAGAACCCUUUCUUUGUUCUAUUGCUUCUCUUUGUGACUUGGGGACUCUUUUAUUUGGUAAUGUUCCUGACGAAUACAUCGCUAACGCAAGCUCAAGAAGCGGAAUGGUUCUGGUCCAAGGAACAAUUAGUGGUAGAUCACGAUGCGAUUCCUUUUCGGGUGCAGCCACUUUGCGGAGUCUUUGCUAUAUUUAACCUUGAUGACGCUACUGUGGAUUGGAAGGCUGUUUGGGAUGGAUUGGAUAAUAUGGUGGCAUUGGCAUUUCUCUAUCUGCUGCGGUCCUCCAUUCAUGCAUCAGCUCUCAAGAAAAAUGUCGCCAAUCUUGUGCGCCGAGUGCCACAAAAAAAAGAGGAGGUUCGUGGACAAAAUCCGCAAGAAGACUCGGAAGCGGAAGACGAUGGGAGUGCCAUCACUUCGAAGAUGCUGCACUCGACGGUUCGAACCGGUACCAUGCUCGACAGUGUUCGUCAGACAGUGCAACAGGUGCAAUGGAGUCUUGCGGACGAUGCAAAGGAAAUUCCCAAUGCCGUGCUUUCCACUCACGGACCGGUCGAGCUCGAUCCCGCAAUUUUCGAACGGGAGGACACUGCUACGUACACAGAAGUCAGAGCAAAACCUACAAAGAGGACUCUGGAAGAAAUAUUCGUUGAAUACGGAUAUGUCUUGUACAUUGUCGCAUUAUUUGGAGGUUUCGGAUGCUGCCCAACAAUCUCAACAAGCAAAACGAUGUAUGCGAUUCGAGCGGACGGACUUGCACCACAAUUGGGAUCUAUCCUCUUGCUACUUGUGUUCUUUUUGACAGAUUUCGAUGUGGUUCAGUACAUUCCAAAGGCAGCGUUCUCUUCCUUGCUUGUGCUUGGAGCCGUGGAUACGCUCGCAGUUUGGUUCUUUGAUUCCUUCACAAAAACGUUGGAUGUCACUGAAUGGCUCGUGGUCCCUAGCAUUGUCGCUUUUUCUCUUGUGAUUGGAUUCUUGAACGCAGUACUGGUUGGAGUCGCAAUUUCUACGUUUGUCUUUGUUGGGGCAUUUUUCCGUGUUGGCAUUGUCAAGUUCCAAGCCACUGGAAAGGAAAUUCGUUCCCGGAUUGAACGGUCGAUGGAACAAUGCAUCGUGCUGAAUGAACAUGGUGACGAAAUGCAGUUUUUGGUGCUUCAGAACUACCUUUUCUUUGGGAACGCAGCAAAGCUUUGCCACUACAUCUUUACCAUGUUUGAAGACGUGGAAAUGGAGCUGGAAGAGAGUAAUACUGACAUUACAGUACCUCCGAUUCCGAAGGUUCUCUUGCUCGACUUUUCUCUGACUACUGGUCUCGAUACAUCCACCGUCGACAUUUUCAAUGACAUCAAGGAGAAGUGUGAGGAAAACGAUUGCAAACUAUUUCUGUGCGGAUUGACCACACGAAUGCGGAAGGCUUUGGCGCUGGGUGGCAUCAAACCGCAGGCACAUCUUUCUCGCAAGAUGCAGACCGUCCGUCUUUUCCCAGAUAUGGAUACAGGUCUGGGAAAGGCAGAAGACUUUCUCAUAUCACUGAACGCUCCCACGGUUCGUCCUGGUAGAACUUCGCCUGAAAUUAGUAGCGGCUUGUCUACGAAAGGAUUUCAGACCUGUCUGGAGAAGAUUGACGAACUUCACUGCCAGAACUUUGCCGAAUCCUUGGUGAAUUUGGAACCUUUUGUGGAGCCUUUGGAAUUGUCACCUGGUGCUGUUCUAUUUGAAUCGGAUGGUGGCGUCAUUCGAGACGAAGAGCGUGGUCUCUUCUUUAUUGAGGUUGGCACACUGAAGAUAUCCCGGGAUUCUUCAAUGUCCUUGACUCUCAAUCGAACUCGAAGCUAUGGGCACCUUGGCAGUGUUGGAGCUGGCAGUGGAUCUACUGGAACUAUUUCCAAACGCCAUGCGCGACUGCAAUCACUAGCCCGCUCGAUAGGAAAAUCCAGGCUCAAUGCGGAUGGCACAUCUUCUGAAAACUUUCGACUGGCUCGGAUUGGACCUGGAUGGGUGAUUGGAACCUUGGAGAAUGCCUCUGGAACCCAAUCUCCUGGUAUCUUCACUGCAAUGACUCGAUGUCGCCUUUAUCAUCUCCCAUUUACGACACUGCAAGAAAUUGAGAAAACAAACCCACUGCUAGUAUUACAACUCUACAAGAUGUUGUCUCAUCUCAUGGCGAAGAAGGAGGAAAUCACAUCGGAGCAUCUCUCUACACUACAUACUAUCAUGAGCUCGCAUGCGAAUCCCAAGCAUUUGAGCUCUCGAAUGAGUUCAUCGUCGUUAUCUCGGGGGCCUGGAUGA
Cylindrotheca closterium is the source of this 3738-nucleotide messenger RNA. The record is from the annotation of a GenBank genome assembly. NCBI's taxonomy places the organism in Eukaryota, Bacillariophyta, Bacillariophyceae, Bacillariales, Bacillariaceae.